Molecule: messenger RNA, 3135 nt
Organism: Lampris incognitus (smalleye Pacific opah)
Lineage: Eukaryota; Metazoa; Chordata; Actinopteri; Lampriformes; Lampridae
Gene: ankmy1
Product: ankyrin repeat and MYND domain containing 1
Exons: 17
Coding region: 1-3135 (1044 amino acids)
Molecular function (GO): protein binding
Source: RefSeq, a predicted model, not a curated record
AUGGCGACCUGUCCGGGUGCCCAGACGGCCCCGGCGGCGUCGCUAGGUGGGCGGCGGGAAGCGGGGAGACGCAUCGGCUACGCGGGGCCCCCGGCGGGUGGCGAGGCGAAGUGCGGUACCGGCGCUCAGCGGUGGCCCGACGGGUCCCGAUACGAAGGAGCCUUCGGCGGCGGGCUGAAACACGGCGCCGGGACGUUCCGCUGGGCGAACGGGGAGUACUAUGAGGGUUCCUUUUAUAAAGACUACAGGCAUGGGGAGGGAGUGUACUGCUGGUCCACAGGCCACAAGUUUAUUGGCAAGUUUUACCUCAACCGUAAGGAAGGCUAUGGAAUGCAGCUGUUCUCCGAUGGCGCCACUUUCCAGGGUUUGUACCAUGCAGACCAGAGGUUUGGUCCAGGUGUGCUGAGUUAUCCGGAUGGUCGCCAGGAUGUGGGCUUGUGGCACGGGGAGCGCUUGAUAAAGCUCUGUACCUUCUUAGAGGAUGGCUUCUGUCUCAACAACUUCCCUGAAUACGCUGCCUAUACUGGCCCCACGGACACAAAACACACCCAAUCUCAGGUGGACACUGACCCUUUGCUGAGCCCCUACAAAGAUCUGCUGUCCGAUGAGCGUUUUAUUCUCCCCCCCGACAUAGGGCGUUACUCCACAGACAGUGACCACCUGCCCGUCCCCCCUGGUCUCCGCAGAGAGUUGGAUAAACACUUCCACGGUGAGCUGUGGGAAACAGGCAACAGCCUGAAUCCAGGUUGCAACUCAGCUGGCGUCUCUACCCUGCAGGCUCGAAUGCAGGCCCACAUCCACACACACAGACUAGAGGCAGCAAGGGCUGGAUGGGAUGUGGCUUCGGUUCUGUCUCUGACCAGGGAUAGGUUCGGUCCCAAGGGUCCAUUAGAGCUCAGCUCUGAGUGGUUGAUCCAAAGAGCCUCACUGGGGGACCAGCAGGCUGUUUACCAGGCUGUCUGUACUGGCAUGGUCCACAUUGACGUCGAAGAUGCAAGGGGGAACACAGCACUUAUCGCUGCCACAAUGAACUGCCAUAAUGCUGUGAUCCACCAGUUGUUGGACAUGGGUGCUAAUAUUGACAAGUUGAACGGCGAGGGCAUGUCUGCCUUGGCAGUAUGUCAUGUCCUUUAUUAUCCCCCUGAGUGUUUGCUCACCACUGUAGCAGAGACGAGCCCCAUUAAACAACUGCCCAAUACACAAGUGCUCAAAUCUCAUUCGUUAUCAGCCCAACGUUCUCAUUCUGGUCCUGCAGUCUUUGCUACAGCCAUAGUUGACGCAGAGAACAGAUUUAAGACCGGUGGUGCCGCCCUUUGCAACCAGAUGAACCAAAUGCACCUUGCUGACAAUUCAGAAACGUGCAGCUGGAGGACGAGCAGGAUGAGCGAGGAGCACGCGAAGCAGAUUCCAGGUUACGGCUGCCGUGAGUCCGAUGACAGAAACCACGAUUCCCUCACUCACAUGUGCAUGGACCUACCAGACGGACCUGAGACCACCACAGACACAAAGUACUCAGAGGAGGAGGCAAGAGAGGAGAAAGGUGGAAAAGGAGGAGAACAAGAAAGCAAGGAAACUGAGCGGGGAGAAAGAGAAGGAGGGGAGGAUGAUCAGAGCAGGGGUAAGUUGAGAGAGAGGGUGGAGGAUGAAGAGAACGAGAGAACAGGUGAGGAGACAGCCAAGGAAGACAGGGCGGGAGAUGAAAGAAAGGCAGAGAGAGAGGAAAAGGCGAUGGAUGAGAAACUGGGGAGAGAGAUAGAAGGGGAGGAGGAGAGAGAAAAGGAGAAGAGGGACGUGGAAACAGGGGAGCAGGAGGAGAGAGCUGGGGCGGAAGAGAGAAAAACAGAGGAGCAGUCCCUCUUCCACAACCUGGCCACACAGGAAGUGAUGCAACACAAUGCAGGGGCUGCCCAACACAUGGACACACGGGGCGCCAUACACAAGAUGGCUGUUGUGAAAACUGAUGUGUCUGUGAUCAGGCGCUGUGUUGCUUGGAACACUCUGAAUCUGCUGUUGGAUCGGGGAGCGGACCCCAACGUGUCCGUCAUUCCCAUGCCCGUCCUCUUCCUGGCUAUUAAGGCUGCUCACACAGAGGCUGUCAGGAGACUCCUGCAGUGUGGGGCGCGCACCGACAUACCCCUUCCUCCUGAGAGGAAGGGCUUGUAUCCUUUGCAUAUCGCAGCAGGCCUGCCGGGUCCAGAAGGUCCCAGAAUCACAGAGCUGCUGCUGCAUGCUAUCACCGACCCAGACUCACAGGCAAAUGACCAGGAUGACAUCUAUGAACUGGAUAAGGUCUGUGUAGACCCUGCCUCUGAAUACAUGUCUCCCCUCAGACAAGAACCUUUGGAAGGGGGAAGGACAGCUCUGCAUGUGGCCUGCCAGAGAGACAACAACUACGAGCAUGCCAGUGAGGUGGUAUCCCUCCUUCUUUCCCACAGAGCAAGCACACACCUCCUCUGGAGUGGACACUCUCCCCUCUCCCUCGCUAUCACUCGUGGCAAUGAACAGGCGGUGGUGGAGCUGCUGAAGGGGGGAGCCGAUCCCAACCUCCCUCUGGGCAGCAGGGUGGGCAAUUCCCUCUGUGCCCUCACCAACAUCAACUACGACUCAAGUGGAUGCCCACGCAACAGGACUAAAAUGUUGGACAUGUUAGUUAAGGCUGGUGCCAACAUCUUGAUGCCAGUUAUGGUGGGUGAGGGGCACAGGUGCACUGUGGGUACCGCAGUCGACUAUGCACACCACAGCUUUAACCAGGACCUGCAUAUCGCCCACACUCCCUACCAUACUCUGAACUUGCGGGAGAGGGAAGUGUUCAAAGAACGGCACCUGUUCCUGAGCAAACUGGUGGACCUGCUGAGGAAACCUGUUUUUAAGUUCUGCUACGAAUGUGGUCGCUCUGUGUCUGUGGUGCUGACAGCCUGCAGCCGCUGCCGUAAAGUCUUCUACUGUUCCAAGACCUGCAAGCUGAAAGCAUGGAAUGAAAGACACAAAAAUGAGUGCAUCCGGAUGUCAGCGAGGGUGGCCGGCAUUCAGCAGAGUGUCAGGUCAAAAUCCCAAAGGUCACGUGGGCCCUUGAGCAAGGUGGAGAAGGUCUUCAAAAGAGACCACAAUCUGAAGGAAAACUACAGCUUCAACUGA